AUGAAUAUUUUGUCAGCGAUUGCUGAAGCAUAUAAUAACGCUGACAAUCCUUCGGAUCGUCGAGCAGUUUUAUCAAUUGUGGCCAAACAAGUGAAUUAUAAUCUUUUGUCAUCCGUUAUUCCAGGCUUGACAAAGUACCGUCUUACAGAAGCUCGUCUAUUUGCGAUAGAGUCAGGAAAAAGUGUGAUAACAGAACCAACAUCCUGUAUCAAUGUCCGCUACUCAUCGGCUCAAGUAGAGCAUUUUAUUGAUUUCGUUCUUAGUCCACACAUCUCUUGUAAUGUACCAUUUGGAGAGAAGACAUUACGACUUUCUAGUGGAACAGAAUUCAAUGUACCUGACACAAUACGAUCUAUCAAUUCUACACGAAUUAUACAGCAAUAUCAUGAGUAUUGUCAUCAGAUGUGUGCCAGUUUUGAACCAUUGAAUCCAUCUUCAUUGUGA
This is a messenger RNA of Adineta steineri, 444 nucleotides long. The record is from the annotation of a GenBank genome assembly. NCBI's taxonomy places the organism in Eukaryota, Metazoa, Rotifera, Eurotatoria, Adinetida, Adinetidae.